AGGUUGGACUGGUUCAGAUAUAUUAGAAAAUAAUUAAAAAUAUAUUUGCUCAUUACUAAGUCGGAGAUGGAUCCUAUGAAUGUAAAGAUACUUUUUAUCACAAUUGUAUUAACAGCAUAUUUUCAAGAUGGUAGAGCAUCCCUUAACUCUGGAUGUUACAUAGUUGAUGAUGAAAGUUUCCAGAAUUGGUCAACCGAGAUAGACGUUAUAACUUUAAACUCGGGUUCAGAAUGCAGACGAAGGUGUUAUCAAAAAGGAUUCCAAUAUGCUGGAACAUUUAUAAUUGAAUGUGCUUGUGGCAACAGUCGUCCUCAAAAGGAAGUAUUGAAAUCAAAAUGCAAUUAUACAUGUCCUGGAAAUAAUAACGAAUACUGCGGUGGUGGAAACGUUGACGUUGGCAUUGGCUUUUCUGUUUAUGAACCUUCCGAUGUUACACCCUCUCAUUCCGCUGGUUUUAUCGGAUGUUUCGGUUACGAUGAAGCGUUGGAUCAGUGGACAGUGGGGUUUGAAAACAUAACUUUUAAUUCGGGUUCAGAAUGCCGACGACAGUGUUACAAAAGAGGAUUCAUAUAUGCUGGAACAUGGAUCAAAUUGUGUGCUUGUGGCAACACAAGUCUUCAGAAUCAAGUUUCGGAAUCCGAAUGUAAUAACAUAUGUCCUGGAAAUAGGAACGAAUACUGUGGCGGGAAUGAACAAGGGUCUAUAUACAGAACUGCCGACAAAGCAAUAAAAAGAACAGAAUCCGUCUCAAACAAGUGGGUAACACCGGGGGCCGGUAGACCUGUUUACUUUAUCCGGAAUGCAAAGAUGGAUCAUGGCAGCUGCAAUGACUUCUGCAACCUUCUCACACCAAAAUCUCAAGUUGCUGUGUUAGAUAAAGAUGCUGAACUUUGGCUAGAGAAGAACAAACUGAUCGAAGCUUCUGAAAACUACUGGAUUAACAAGACGAGUCAGCUUCAAAAUGAGUGUUACUAUAUAACUGGAGCAAACAAACAGCGAGAAACCCAUUGCCAUGGAUAUCAGCGCUCAUGUAGAGAAGCUACGUUCACGUCACGUGUUCGAACAGCUUCGUCUUGUUCUUUGAAGUACCGAUGCAUCUGUCAACGGCGUGUCUAAAUGACCCGGAAAAAGCUGUGUUUCCGAAGCUUACGAAGUUUACGGAAGUUUUUGGCUUACAUGAAGCAUUCAAAAUAACAUUAUACAUGUAGUUAGUAUUAGUGUGUGUUAUUUCUUCAAGACUAUCUGGAUAGUUUUUCAUCUCUUAUGACAUGCCAAAGAAGCUUAGGCACGAUUUGUUUUAUUGUUUAAAAC
Molecule: messenger RNA, 1311 nt
Organism: Ruditapes philippinarum (Manila clam)
Lineage: Eukaryota; Metazoa; Mollusca; Bivalvia; Venerida; Veneridae
Product: sialate:O-sulfotransferase 1-like
Exons: 7
Coding region: 67-1116 (349 amino acids)
Cellular component (GO): plasma membrane
Source: RefSeq, a predicted model, not a curated record